AUGGGGCUUCUCACAAUCUUAAAGAAAACAAAGGAAAAAGAAAGAGAAGUCCGUCUUCUUAUGCUAGGCCUUGACAAUGCAGGAAAAACUACGAUUUUAAAAAAAUAUAAUGGUGAAGACAUAAGUUCUAUCAGUCCAACUUUAGGGUUCAAUAUAAAAACAUUGGAAUAUCAGGGCUACAAGCUUAAUGUCUGGGAUGUUGGCGGGCAAACAAUUAGGAUAAGAUUAUUAUUAAAAGAAUCGACAUCCUUGUUCUCGUUACACCAAAAGAAAGCCUUCAGAGAACCUCCUGAUUGUCAACAUUUUCGUCAGAGAUGGCGAGAUGGCUCCAGCCUUUGGCAUGAUUCCUGAUGCUGUCUCGGAACUUUGGAGAACAUUGUUUAUGAAUUUAGUCUGCUGCUUCUAUAACUGGAGCCUCAACUUGAGAUAAACUCUUAGCUAGUAUCAGUACCAACUAUGCAUUCGUCGUCAGCACUAGUGCCUCCAGGAGCAAAAGCCUUCCUUCUCAGAUAUUCAUCGGGAGAAAAAGUUUUCUUAUUGCUGUACGACAGAAGCAAAGCCAGAUACACAAAUCCCCAGUACCCAUAAAUUUCGUUUCACCGCUCAUUAUGUCACAACAAGAUCCCCAACUAUGAAUAGGUCCAGAAGAGGAUAAAUCGGUGACAUCGCAAAUUAUUUUUAUGCGAGGCAGACAAACAACAAUUCGUUCUUAUUGGCGAAACUAUUUCGAGCAAACAGAUGGUCUCGUAUGAGUAGUAGAUUCAGGAGAUAAGAUCAGGCUUGGAGAUUGCAAAAAAGAAUUGCACCAGCUUCUGCUACAAGAAAGACUGGCAGGAGCUUCAUUGCUUGUCUUUUGCAACAAGCAAGAUCUUCAAGGUGCUUUAACAAUGGAAGAAAUAAAAGAGUUUCUAGAACUUGAUAACUUUCAAACUCGACAUUGGGCGGUAGCCCCAUGUAGUGCUGUUACCGGAGAAGGUCUGAUUAGCGGGAUCGAAUGGAUUGUGGGAGAUAUUGCAUCAAGAAUCUUUACAAUGGACUAA
This is a messenger RNA of Blepharisma stoltei, 1040 nucleotides long. Lineage: Eukaryota; Ciliophora; Heterotrichea; Heterotrichida; Blepharismidae. The record is from the annotation of a GenBank genome assembly.